This is a messenger RNA of Aspergillus piperis CBS 112811, 660 nucleotides long. Its product is annotated as cytochrome c oxidase VIIc family protein. The transcript has 3 exons. The record is from RefSeq and is a predicted model, not a curated record. Gene Ontology annotation, biological process: mitochondrial electron transport, cytochrome c to oxygen. NCBI's taxonomy places the organism in Eukaryota, Fungi, Ascomycota, Eurotiomycetes, Eurotiales, Aspergillaceae. Bases 54 to 479 code for a protein of 141 amino acids.
CGUUGAUAUCAGUAGGAUUGUCUCGACCGUCGUGCUUCUCUGCCUCAUUCAAAAUGUACGCUGCUACCGCCCUCCGCGCCAGAAUGGCCACCUCCUUCGUUGCCCGUCGUGGCUUUUCCACCACCCGCGCUCAGCUCGGUAGCCCUUACCACUACGCCGAGGGCCCUCGCUCCAACAUUCCCUUCAACCCCCUGACCAAGUACUUCUUCUGGAGAUACUGGGCUUUCAUGGUCACCGGUUUCGGUGCCCCCUUCGCCAUUGCUGGUAUGUUGCCAUUCGUCUUGCGGCAGUUUACGUUCGUCUAUCUAACCCAUUUAUUCCUACAGUCUGGCAGACCUACAAGACCCGCUAAACGCUCUCUCGUGCUGUAUUUCCACAUGCAAUGGCAUUGUUGGGCAUUGGCGGCUGGUCGAAAAUGUAUCCUACGUUGGAAGCGCUCGGAAUUUGUGUAUAAAGCUAGAGAAUUUAUUAUGCUCUGAUUCAGGAAAUUCCCGGGGUAAAAUUCACGCCAAAAACAUCUGUAGUUGGGGGACGAAGCGCGGUGUGGUGGUGGUUGUCUGAUGCCUUAUUAGAAUAUGGAUGAAGUCAUUGGUCGAUUUUUUGUCAGUAGGAAAAUUAAAAUCUUUGGCUCGGCUUCUGAUAUGAUAUUGUUCGCAAUUC